UCAAACUCACUGCCAGCUAUCCAGCACUAACAGCCCUUGGCUGAUACUCUGUCACACUCAACGAGAAGACUUUCACUGUGGAAUAGUUGACACUGAUAGAAAGAGGAUGGAAUCUAGCUACCUAGCAUCGUUAUCACUGGGCGAAGAGUCCAGCCAAAUGUGGAGUCUUAACAAGAGGUUAGAAGCAUAUCUGUCCAGGGUUAAAGCUUUAGAAGAAGAGAAUGAAUUGCUCCGGGCAGAGAUACACCAGUUGCAGAGCAGCAAAUCUGAAAGUUGCUGGAAAAAGAAGUUUUUCAAUGAGAUGCGCAAGUUGAGAGAGGUCUUGGAUGAGAGUCAUGCCGAGGUGGUCCGGGUGGAAGCGGACAGAGACAACAUUUAUGAAGAGAUCGAGUUUAUCAAAGAAAGGUGUCUGCAAGAACGCCAUGCACAAGAGGACGCAAAGAAAGAGUUAUCCGAAAGCAAGAAACUGCUGGAAGAGGAAAACCGAGCUCAGAUCUGGUUGAAAGAAAGACUUCUCCAGUUGGAAGGAGAGUUGGAAGAGAUAAUCAAAGCUCACGAAGAGGAUAAAGAACUGAUGGAGGAAGAAAUUUCAAGCAUCUCCCAAAGACUGCAGAACUUCAAAGUGGCACCAGUGGUUAUCCAGCCGGUCAAUGUGGAUGACUAUGCGAACAAGCUCUCGGAGAUCUGGCGAGAGGCGGUGGAAGGGUACAAGAGUGAAGUGUCAGUGCUGGAAACUAGCUUGUCAGAGUCCAGGGAAAACCUGAGAAAAGUGCUGGAGGAAAAUAAGCAGAGCAAGAUACACCUGCAAAACCUGGAGAAAGAGAUGCAGAGCCUCAAGACGAGGAAAGACCUGCUGGAGGAGAUUCUCUCCACGCAGUUGCAGGAGCAGAAGGAAGAGGAAGGCAACCUACAGUGUGAAAUUGAAGAUCUAGAGAAAGAGAAACAGCAUUUAAGGACACAGAUUGCGCAGGUUCUGGAGGACAGACAGCAGCUCAUGCACCUUAAGAUGUCACUGAGUCUGGAAGUGGCCACAUACAGAUCCCUUCUUGAAGCGGAGAGUACCAGAAUAUACAGCCCAGGGAUGGAUUACAAACUGUCCUCUGCCUUUAGCGAUUCUUUUCUGGAGCCGAAAAAUGCACGAAGAAGACAGAACAGAGAUAACAAGAAAGUUCUGUCUACAGAAUAUAAUCUGAGCUCCAAUAAAAAGCAAAGAGCAGAAAAAAACGAGGCAUCAAGGACAUCUGCACACCACCUCCUGAAUGUGAAAAAUACUUCAUAUGAAAAAAGGACAAGUCCCGUUACCAAAGAGUUCCAGAAAGUCAGCUCAGUGCUCCAGUCUCAAAGCUAUACCAAAGCUCCCAUUGCUAAAGCAGUGUCUUCACUACCUGCGCUAGAAAGCAGUUUUGAGAGGCGCUCUCAGUCUGCAGAGGUUUUCAGGAAAACGAACAGCAAAACAGUUUCCCCUUCCUAUUCACUUGAUUCAUCGAAAGACAAAGGUCUUCAAGAGCAGAAAAAAUAUACAAAGGACUUGCCUGUAUUAAAAGAGCAUAUUUACUCUACCGAAGAGAGGGAUUCAGGGAAAAAAGAAGCUCUAGAUAAAGUCAAUAUUAAAUCUCAUUCUACAAGUUCACAGGAAGCCCCCACUUCACAGCUGAAAGAAGAUAAUUUGGACGUAACUUUGAAAAACAUUGUUGAAAUAAAUAAAUCAAUAGCCCGGGAAUAUGUUCAGAAAGUGCAGGAGAAAAAGGAGGAGGAACAGGAGAUUCAGUUAAGUGAAACACAUCAAGAAGAGAAGAAAAAUCUCAAUGUGCCUAAACAUGACACGUCGGAAGAUAUAGUUCUUAAUAUUGCUUAUCAAGAUGGAUCUUAUAAAAGUACAGAGGCCAUACAAGCUUCUGAAGAACAUGCGACAACAAGAGAAACCAUCAGUUAUCAGAGCAUAGAUUUCAGCCUACAAGAUGUUAUAGAAUCAAAUUUUUCAGAAGAAAAAGAGGUAGAUGAAGGGAAAGUGGCAGAAGCUCUUGAUUUACAUAAAUUAAAUACAGAAGCUGAUUUAACACUUUCUCCAGAAAUAUCUGAAUUUGAUCAGAAACACGAAAUUCCAACUUUCCAAAUCACUGCAGUUGAGAAGAAAGAAUUUCAAUUGUUGUCGAUGGACAAUGACAAUGUGUCAGAAAUCAUAAGGAAAACUGUUGGAGGACUUUUGGGAAGCAACUUGAAAAUCAUGUCUGUAACGGAAGUUGAACACGUUAGUUAUCAAGAAGAUGAUUCACAAGGAUCCCAGUCAUUUGACCAGCACAUUGCUGACCAGCUAAGCAUAGAAGAUGUUAAUGUGCAGCCUAAUCGAGAAGGGCAAGAGACUGUUGAUUUAGAUAAUGCAGAAAACAAAACUGUCCAGUUGCCACAUGAAGAACAGGACAGUCAACUGUCCUAUGAGGAAGAAUGGACAAGUAAGAACUUGGAGGAACCAGUUCAACAAAUGCAAGUGUUCACUGUCCUUAAGCAGUAUGCUGCAGAAUUGCAUGAGAUUAAAGAGCAUAAUUUGCAACAAGACCAGGAAGUAGAGAAGAUUCUUAGCUUGAAUGCUAUGGCAGAAGAGAGUAAACUUUCAUAUGAUGGAAAGACAACUGAAAAUAUAACGGACAUUGAAGAACCAGUUCAACAGUCUGAAAUGUUCACGCUUGAGCUUGAGCAGGCAAGUUUACAGCAAUUUCAUGAGGCUACAUCUCUUGAGCUAGAGAAUGCAGAGAAAGAUGAUCAGAAAUGUUCCACUUUCAUUGGAACCGAGGAAAAUGUUGAGCAGAUAAUUGCCAGUGUGCAAGUUAACCAAGAAUUUAAUAGCAGGUUUGAGUCUGAGAAUCAGCACUUUGACAAGUUAACAGAAGAUGAAGAUUCCAGCCUUAAAGAAAACAUUAUAGAAGAAAAGGACUUUGGUUUCACCAAUGCUGGAUUACACAGUAUCAAGUUGACAUAUGAACAUGAAGGCCAACUCUCAGAUAUUGAACAGAAAAGUGAUACUUCUAGUGAUGAUAAAAUAUUAAAUGGUGUGGAUGACUCUAUUCAGAUGUUGGAUAACAAAAUCAGUUUGGAACAAUCAGUUGAUGUUGAACAGGAAACAACACAACCACUUGUUAUAGAAGAUGACAGCUUGCAACAUAGCCUGCUGAAAAUCAAGAAUAUUGGGCCAUAUGAAGUAGAGGAAGAUUACAAGACGAUAAAUGCAGAAAAUGAUUAUCAAGGAGAGAAAAUUAUCAGUAAAAAUGAAAGAACAGAUGUUGGUCAGUUGGAUAAUGUCGAAGAAAAAGAACCCAGUGCUAAAGAGGUUUUGACUCAACAUCUCAUUGAAGAAGGAGCUGAUCUAACUGUAUCAAGUGAGGUGAACAUAGAUGACCAACAGAUAGAAUUAAAAGACUAUGCCCAUCAUGUAGAGGAGAAUCUACAGCAGACAAGUGAUAAUGAGGAGUUAUGUCAAUCUAGUGACCAUGAAGAACACACUGCUAUUCUGGAACAUCAAAAGGUGGUCGGUGAUCAUGAUGCAACUGAGUCUUUUUCUGAUAUAAGGAGAAAUGAUGCUGAAACUUUCAACUUGGAUAUCGGACUUUCGAAUGACACAAUCAAAAUAGAAGUUGAUAUUGUAGAUAAAGUGCAAGAAAGCCAAUAUGAAAUCUUUGAACAUGAGCAUACAAAAGAUGAAAAAGAAGAACAUGUUUUUUCAGAAAAUGAAAAUGAUAUAGCAGAAAGGCAGCAGGAGUGUUUUUUAACUGAGACAAAUUUGGAAACAAAUGUUUCAUUCACAACUAAAGAGGUUUUAAACACUCAAUUUGAAUUAUCUGCAAAUUUACAGUGUGAUGCAUCUGAGGAAGAGAAUGAAAACAAAAGCCCUGACCACUGGGUCAAUGAGGUUGUUACUGUAGCAAAGGAGGACUUUCAUUAUGUUAAUCAAAGUCCCGUGGAACCCAAGUCAGAAGAAGUAUAUAGUGAGGAAAUUGAAGAAAUAAAAGAAAGGGAAAGGGGAUUUAAUGUGAAUGAAGAAGUAAAAAAUGCAGUGGAAAACAAAGAAGAUAUAGAAGUUACAUAUACAGAGGAAAAUGUUGAGAGUAAAGAAAAAACAGAGGAAUAUGACAGGGAAAAUGUAGAGGCUAAAGAAACUGAAGAGCAUGUUCAUAAAAAUGUGGAAGCCUUAAAUACAGAUGAAAACAAUGAAGAUGUAACAAAAACAGAAGAAACUAUUAAGGAAAGUAAAGAAAGCACAAAACCACAGGAAAUUAAGGAGAAUGCCGAAAUAAAAACUGUUGAAAGCAGAGAAGAAAUAAAAACUGUAGAAAUUAUAGAACCAAAGGAAAAUGUUGUGUAUGAAGAAGCAACAACAGUAACUAAACAGGAUUAUGAACAUGAAGAGGCUAUACAACUAGAGGAAUAUGUUGAGGAAAAUGUAAAAGCUUUUAAUGCAGAGGGCAAAGAUUGUGAAGAAGUAAGAAAAACUGAAGAAACUAUUGAGGAAAAUGAAGAACACUCAAAACUAGAGGAGCAUAUUAAAGCGGAUGAAUUUACAGAAACAGUAGAAAAUGAAGACAAUGUAAAAACUGGAGAACUUACAGAAACAGAAGUAAAUAUUGAGCAUAAAGAACUAAGAACAACAGAAGAACAUGUCGAUGAAAUUGUAGAAGCUAUAAACACAGAGGAAAAUCUUAAAGGUAAUCAAGACAUAACAAAAGCAGGAGAAAUUAUUGAGGAAAGUGAGGAAAACAUAAAAACAGAGGAAAUUAUUAAGGAGAAUGAAGAAAUAACAAUAAAAGAAGAAAUUAUUAAAGAGUAUGAAGAAGUAACAAAAGCAGAGGAAAAUAUUGUUGAAAAUGAAGAAGACUCAAAACCAGAGGUGAAUAUUAAGGAGGAUAAAGUAACAGAAACAGUGGGAAAUGAAUACAAUGUAAAAACUGGAGAAGUAACACAAACAGAAGAAAAUAUUGAGGAGAACAAAGUAGACUCAAACACAGAAGAUAAUAUUCAAGAGGAUGAAGUGACAGAAAUAGUGAAAAAUGAAGACGAUGUGAAAACUGGAGACGUUACAGAAACAGAAGAAAAUAUUGAGUGUAAAGAAAUAACAACAACAGACGGACAUGUUGAGGAAAAUGUAGAAACUAUAAAUACAGAAGACAGUGAAGAUGUAAUAAUAGCAGGGGAAAAUAUUGAGGAAAGUGAAGAAGACAUAAAAACAGAGGAAAUUAUUCCGGAGAAUGAAGAAAUAACGACAAAAGAAGACAUUAUUAAAGAGUAUGAAGAAGUAACAAAAGCAGAGGAAAAUAUUGUUGAAAAUGAAGAAGACUCAAAACCAGAGGUGAAUAUUAAGGAGGAUAAAGUAACGGAAACAGUGGAAAAUAAAGACGAUGUAAAAACUGGAGAAGUUACAGAAAUAGAAGAAACUAUUAAGUGUAAAGAACUAACAACAACAGAUGAACAUGUUGAGGAAAAUUUAGAAACUAUAAAUACAGAAAUUAGUGAAGAUGUAUUAAAAGCAGGGGAAAAUAUUGAGGGAAGUGAAGAAGACAUAAAAACAGAGGAAAUUAUUCAGGAGAAUGAAGAAAUAACAACAAAAGAAGACAUUAUUAAAGAGUAUGAAGCAGUAACAAAAGCAGAGGAAAAUAUUGUUGAAAAUGAAGAAGACUCAAAACCAGAGGUAAAUAUUAAAGCGGAUAAAGUAACAGAAACAGUGGGAAAUAAAGACAAUGUAAAAACUGGAGAAGUUACAGAAAUAGAAGAAAAUAUUAAGUCUAAAGAACUAACAACAACAACAGAUGAACAUGUUGAGGAAAAUUUAGAAACUAUAAAUACAGAAGAUAGUGAAGAUGUAAUAAAAACAGGGGAAAAUAUUGAGGAAAGUGAAGAAGACAUAAAAACAGAAGAAAUUAUUCUGGAGAAUGAAGAAAUAACGACAAAAGAAGACAUUAUUAAAGAGUAUGAAGAAGUAACAAAAGCAGAGGAAAAUAUUGUUGAAAAUGAAGAAGACUCAAAACCAGAGGUGAAUAUUAAGGAGGAUAAAGUAACAGAAACUGUGGAAAAUGAAGACAAUGUAAAAACUGGAGAAGUUACAGAAACAGAAGAAAAUAUUGAGCAUAAAGAACUAAGAACAACAGAAGAACAUGUUGAGGAAAAUGUAGAAGCUAUAAACACAGAGGAAAAUCUUAAAGGUAAUGAAGACAUAAUAAAAGCAGGAGAAAUUAUUGAGGAAAGUGAGCAAAACAUAAAAACAGAGGAAAUUAUUAAGGAGAAUGAAGAAAUAACAAUAAAAGAAGACAUUAUUAAAGAGUAUGAAGAAGUAACAAAAGCAGAGGAAAAUAUUGUUGAAAAUGAAGAAGACUCAAAACCAGAGGUGAAUAUUAAGGAGGAUAAAGUAACAGAAACAGUGGGAAAUGAAUACAAUGUAAAAACUGGAGAAGUAACACAAACAGAAGAAAAUAUUGAGGAAAACAAAGAAGACUCAAACACAGAAGAUAAUAUUCAAGAGGAUGAAGUGACAGAAAUAGUGAAAAAUGAAGACGAUGUGAAAACUGGAGACGUUACAGAAACAGAAGAAAAUAUUGAGUGUAAAGAAAUAACAACAACAGACGGACAUGUUGAGGAAAAUGUAGAAACUAUAAAUACAGAAGACAGUGAAGAUGUAAUAAUAGCAGGGGAAAAUAUUGAGGAAAGUGAAGAAGACAUAAAAACAGAGGAAAUUAUUCCGGAGAAUGAAGAAAUAACAAUAAAAGAAGACAUUAUUAAAGAGUAUGAAGAAGUAACAAAAGCAGAGGAAAAUAUUGUUGAAAAUGAAGAAGACUCAAAACCAGAGGUGAAUAUUAAGGAGGAUAAAGUAACAGAAACAGUGGGAAAUGAAUACAAUGUAAAAACUGGAGAAGUAACACAAACAGAAGAAAAUAUUGAGGAAAACAAAGAAGACUCAAACACAGAAGAUAAUAUUCAAGAGGAUGAAGUGACAGAAACAAUGAAAAAUGAAGAUGAUGUAAAAACUGGAGAAGUUACAGAAACAGAAGAAAAUAUUGAGUGUAAAGAAAUAACAACAACAGACGGACAUGUUGAGGAAAAUGUAGAAGCUAUAAAUACAGAAGAUAGUGAAGAUGUAAUAAUAGCAGGGGAAAAUAUUGAGGAAAGUGAAGAAGACAUAAAAACAGAGGAAAUUAUUCCGGAGAAUGAAGAAAUAACAAAAGCAGAGGAAAAUACUGUUGAGAAUGAAGAAGACUCAAAACCAGAGGUGAAUAUUAAGGAGGAUAAAGUAACAGAAACAGUGGAAAAUGAAGACAAUGUAAAAACUGGAGAAGUUACAGAAACAGAAGAAAAUAUUGAGCAUAAAGAACUAAAAACAACAGAAGAACAUGUUGAGGAAAAUGUAGAAGCUAUAAACACAGAGGAAAAUCUUAAAGGUAAUGAAGAUGUAAUAAAAGCAGGGGAAAAUAUUGAGGAAAUUGCAGACAUAAAAACAGAGGAAAUUAUUAAGGAGAAUGAAGAGCUAACAACAGAAGAAGAAAUUAUUAAAGAGUGUGAAGAAGUAACAAAAGCAGAGGAAAAUAUUGAGGAAAAUGAAGACUCAAAACCAAAGGAGAAUAUUAAGGAGGAUGAAGUAACAGAAACAGUGGACCAUGUAGAUGAUGGAAAAACUGAAGAAGUUACAGAAACAGAAGAAAAUAUUGAGUGUAAAGAACCAUCAACAGCAGACAAACAUGUGGAGGAGAUUUUAGAAACUAUAAAUUCUGAAAAUAAUAUUAAAAAUAAUGAAGAUUUAAUAAAAUCAGUAGAAAAUAUUGAGGCUAGUGAAGAAGACAGAAAAACAGAGGACAUUAUUAAGGAAAAUGAAAAAUUACCAACAGAAGAAAAUAUUAAAGAGCAUGACGAAGUUACAAAAGCAGAGGGAAAUAGUGUGGAAAAUAAAGAAGACACAACAGAUGAAAAUGUUAAGGAAAAUAAAGAUGCAACAACCAUAGAGGAAACCAUUAAACUAAUUGAAGUUGUUCCAAAAACAAAUGAAGAUAUUUAUAAAAAUGAAGAUGUAAUUAAGGAAAAUAAAGAAGUAACAACAGAAGAUAAUAGUGAGCUUGAAGAAGAAACAAAAACACAUGAAAAUACUAAAGAAAGUGAUGUUACAGCUGCAGAGGAACAUAUUGAGGAAAAUGAGUUUUUAACAAAAACAGAAUACAAUAUUGAAGAAACCGAAGGAGUGAUAAAAGCUGAGGAAAAUGAAGGUUUACCAAAAACAUCAAAUGAAAUUAUUGAGGGAGGAGACAAAAUAAACAAAGAACUUACAAAUGUAGAGACUGUGGAAGAUUUAAGGCUUUCAGAAAAUGAAAAUAUUGAGAUUUUAAAUAUCACAGAACCUCAUAAUAAAACAAAAACUAUUGCAAGUCCAGAUGAAAAUGAAGAAAACAUUCACAAUUUGGAAAGGUUUGUGCAGCAUGAAAAGUCAGAACCAAGUGAAGAAAAUGAUAGCCCAUCUUUAUUACAAGCAGAAAAUUACUCAGAAUAUACUGUCAAAAUCUCAGAAAUACCCAACAUAGAAGAUGCUCCUAAGAAUGAGAAUGAUUUUGUAAAUUUGGAAGAGCAAACCAAUGCUGUUGAACUGUCAUCUGAAAUUCCUACUGCUGAUUCUCAUGUACGUUAUGUUGAACAUGAAAAUGAUAUUGCAAAGUUUGAAGUCCAGAGUUUUAUUGAUGAACAGCAGGAUGCAUCACAAAAUAUCAUCACCAAAACAGACAAUGAGGACUCAGAAGUUGAAGAAUCUGUAGAUUCACAAGAAGAUUUGUCACUUUUGUCACAGAGGAGUGAAGAGUUUGAAAUUAGUAGUGAUUACCAUCAAGAGAAAACAUUGCCAGACACAACACCUCUACCUAACAUGGAUUAUGAAUUUGAGGAUAUACCUAAGGAGCACGUUGUCUUACCACUAGAGUCAACUGACAUUAGUGAAGAAAAUCAAUCAAUAGAAGAAUCUGACAAGCAUGAUUUUUUAGCAGAUGAAUUUGCAGAGGUUGCUGUUGAAAAACCUGAGGAGAACGAACCUGCGAAAGUCAAAGAAUCUGUAAAAUCACAAGAAGAUGUCUCGCUUUUAUCACAGAGGAGUGAAGGGUUUGAAAUUAGUAGUGAUGACCAUCAAAAGAAAACAUUGCCAGACACAACACCUCUACCUAACGUGGAUAAUGAAUUUGAGGAUUUACCUAAGGAGCAAGUUGUCUUACCAUUAGAGUCAACUGACAUUAGUGAAGAAAAUCAAUCAAUAGAAGAAUCUGACAAGCAUGAUUUAUUAGCAGAUGAAUUUGCAGAAGUUGCUGUUGAAAAACCUGAGGAGAACAAACCUGCUGAAGUCGAAGAAUCUAUAGCUUCACAAGACGAUGACAAAUAUGUUACUGAUGAAGAAAGAGAGGAACUGAACGUUUUCAAAGAUGAUCAUGCUACAGACACUGUAAAGCAGGUUGCAAAUGAAACAUUGCAGAAAAACCAAGAAAGUAUCAGUGUAAAUUUUCAGUCAGUUUCUUCUAAAUCUGAAGAAUUGGUCAAUAUAGUUUUUCAAGGAAACCAACAGUUUGAAAUUGAUCAAUAUCAAGAUAGAGUCUCAGACAGUGAAGACGCUGGAUCGUCUGAUGAUGGAUCACCAAAUGCCACAAUAAAGUUUACUUCUGAACAUGAAGACAUCAGAAAAGUUAUAACUACGGAAGUAUAUGCCGAAGUUGAAGUUACAGAAGAAUUUACAGUAACUUCUAAGGAACUGGGACACAUUGUUUUUAAUAAUGAAGAAACCAAAGAGACACCUGCAGAACCAAUAUCUGCUUGUGAUGAUAUAGUUCAAAUAGAAUGUAAUUUAUCAGACCAAGAAAAAGAGGUGGCAAGUGAAAGCAGUGACUCAUCUUGUGAUCUGAGCAACGCCCCUGAAUCAAGUGAGCUUAAGAGUCAAUCAAUUGACAAGUUUGAUCAUUCUGCUCUGGAAUUCACAAAAUUAAAUAGUGCAAACAUUGAUGCAGUGAAUGGACAACAGGCAAAUGAAAAGUUUGGUUGGUCAGAUGAUAUGCUAAAUGGUCACUCUGAAAGGGAAGACAAAGAGCAUGAACAAUCUUGCAAAAAGGGCUACAUACAGUUAGACACUGAUGCUCCAUUUAUGCAUGCGUAUGAUCAGGAAUUCCUUGGUGAUUCGGUAAUUAAAUUUGCCAUGUCAGAAGGUAAGGAUGAGGGUCUAUUCCAGGCAUUGCUGGAAACAUCAGAACUGAAAGACCUUAGCAGAACAGAAGAGGUCCACUUUGCGUCAGAUAGUCAAACCACCAAAGAAUCCUCAGUGUAUCUGGAUUCUGCUAAUGAAAAUGAAUAUACCAAGCUAGUGCAAAAUCCCUACCUUAUAGAUAAAGAUUUCCAUGACCAACCUCAGGUAAUUUCCACAAAGCUUCCCUUGACAGAAGAAGCCCUUAUUGAUUCAACAAACGUACAAGGAAGUGAAACAUAUGCAGGAGUUUCCAAUGUAAAGCACGAGGAUGACAUAUCUUGGUCAUCAGAUGACUAAACAGACUAAAUUGCCUCAAUAUAUUUGUGGAGCAAAAGUGACUAUAUUUAUUUUCUCAUUACUGUGAAUAUAUCCACCUGGUUCUCUGAGAAUUUUGGUAAUAGGUUCCAUCCAAACGAGAAAUAGCAACCAUAUAUUGGUACAGUGGCAUAUAUGGGAGGAUAUAUUUUAAUGUCUAAUGAUGUCUGCAUUUGUAUGGUGUUUGUAACUGAACCUACCAUUCUAUGUUCAGGUUAAUUUUAUGCAAAAUGCGUUGGGUGUUCACUGUGAUUCAGUGCUUUAAGCUCAAAGAAAGGAACCUUGAGCAAUAUUUUUUUGCCAACUUGCUGUGAAUUUUGUCAGGACCUUGUUGAAACCCUUCAAUUAGGGGACUGGCAUAGAGCGUUAUCCGCACUGAAGAAACAUUAGAAGUAUACGUUUGCAUGUCCAUAUAGUAUUUAAUGAGCAUAAGUUUGAUUCUGUUUGGUUUGCUUUUCAUCUAAUGUAUUAUGAAUGAACUAUUAGGAGGCAAACCUAUACAUUUUUUCCAAUUACUGCAUCCUUACAAAUGGAUGCCCUAGCUUACAAACAUAUAUGUGCUUUUAACCUUUAUGGGAUCAUGCCUUCUUACAUUCCCAGGUUUAAAGGACACUAUUAUAUUUUCAUUACAUUUGACAGAGCCUUAAAUGUUGUAGGAUCAUUUUCAGUUCAAUAGCGAAAUAAGUUAGCAUUUCAUUGCGUGACCUUAUAGAACUAUCAUACCUUUUAUAUUCUAAAUAACAUGCUCAAAUCAUAUAUUAGUGCUUUGGCAUACAUAGUAGCAUGACAUAAACUGGCCUCUUAGUGGGACCUCUGCUUUAAACAGAUACCCAAAGGGGGGUACACAUGUCAUAGUUGCCUAGACAGCAUAUAGAGUAAGAUUAUUUUUUUUUUUAACUUUUUGUAAAAACAAAAACAAAAAAACAUUCUGUGCAACCUGGCUAUCUACAAUUCACUCUGGUAUAAAUAAACAAAGUACAAAGCAGUUCAAGUGUCAAUUGCCUUAUAACGAGUGAUUUUAGAAAUGGAACAAAGCUACAACGUUACUAUAGGAAUAAGUUAAUUACUUUAGUAAAAUGCAUGUUUUGAUUUUAUUAUAAAUAAUUUCAGCAGUAAAAUAUUUAAGUUACAUCAAACUUAGAAAUGAGGAACAUAUGGGUCAUACUUAUAUAAUUAUGAUCUUAGACAAACAGUGCCUUUUCUGCUUCAUCCCCUUAAAGCGUGCAUACAUUUGUUUUUUUAAAAAGCUACUAGUUGACAAAACUUUACAUUUCUAAGAAGUUUUAAAAAAAAAUGUAUUAAAGGUUUGUUUCUUGCUGAACAUGGGAUUGGUGAAAUCAGACCAUCACUAUCAGCAAGUUCAAACAAAAAGGUUUCCUAUUUUCUUGCACCGUAGAGAACUGGAACUAUGAGCAAAUCGUAGAUUCUGAUUGGCUGCUGUAAUCACACGCUCUCUGCAACAGUGUCUUCUUAUAUCAAUAUAUGAAAACUUUGGCAAAGUUCCAAAAUGGCCACCUCCAUACUGAUGUUCUAGCAGAUCUUCCAGCAGUAGUUAUAGCUAAACUAACUACAUCUGGUUAGAUGAAGAGAUCUGUGUGGCAUAUUGCUUUAAACUGAUUUUUAGUAAUACAAUAUUGAAAGCUCCAAUUUGAUAAAAAUACAGGUACAGGUAACAGCUACACUGGGUCAUGUGGAUUCUCUAAGAGGAUGUCACAUAAAAAAAAAAAAGAAACAAUUAAACAAGUUAUUGGGAAAAAAAACAUGUUUUUUGAAAAAAUGUUCUAAUUGGCUCACUUAAUAUUAUGAUGUGACCCAUGAUGUAUUAUUGUGUAAGCACUGAUAUCCAAAGGAUAAUCCUUUAACAUGUCUAUUGGUAUCUGUAGGUUAGGCAUCACUAAUUAUAAACAUAUAUGGCUGGUAUCCACGAUUGAUGAGAAGUAACCCAUUCAAAAAUUAUUUUACAUUACACAGCCAUUUAGAAGGUGGCCACUUUGGCAGGGAUACCUCUUGCUCUUGUUGUCUAAGCAGAGUACUGUCUCAAGCAAACAGUGAAUCUAUAGCCGAUGAGCAAUAUUCAUGACGCUCAGCUAUUUUGGCCAUUAUAUUAUUAUCUUAUUAUAAUAUAUAAGAUAUGUAAUUAAUGAUGCUACCAUUUGAAAUGACUCUUACAGAUACCAAUCUCACCAGCAUCAAUGAAUGUGGACACUGGAAAGCUAAAAAAAAGACUGAAAUGUGUAAAUAAUUUAUAAAGGAAACUUAAGACAAAACAAAAAAAAAGUUGAAAUCAUGUGCCUUCCCUAAGAAUUAAUUAAUAAAAUUUGCUAUUGUAUCUUU
This is a messenger RNA of Pelobates fuscus (common spadefoot toad), 12880 nucleotides long. It is a transcript of the gene NES, whose product is annotated as nestin. NCBI's taxonomy places the organism in Eukaryota, Metazoa, Chordata, Amphibia, Anura, Pelobatidae. Bases 107 to 10528 code for a protein of 3473 amino acids. Gene Ontology annotation, biological process: positive regulation of intermediate filament depolymerization. The record is from RefSeq and is a predicted model, not a curated record. The transcript is spliced from 4 exons. Gene Ontology annotation, molecular function: intermediate filament binding; CCR5 chemokine receptor binding. Gene Ontology annotation, cellular component: intermediate filament.